AUGAGGAUGGCAUUAUGCUGGCCAAGCCUAAUCCUCCUGAUAUUCGGGUUCUCAAUACACGCCAACGCCGCAGCUUCAAAGUCCAACUACAUUCUCACACCUGAGCUGACGAAUUUCAUUCCGACAUGCGCCCAAGAAUGUUUCCUUUCGUUUCUAGAUGGCAACUUUCCUCCUGGUACUUGUUCGACGAAGCCGACUCUAGAUUGCCUAUGCUCAACUAAUAGCACAUCUGGGUAUACGAUUGGGGAGGGAGCAGUACAGUGCAUAAUAUCGGAGAUCAAUAUUGGGUUCUGCCAGGGCAGUUCCGCGAAGGAUUCGGUUGUGAACGGCGCAUAUGGCAUGUGCACAGGACAGAAAAGUGCACUGCCAAACACGCAUGCGACGAUCACUGCCACCCUUAUUUUGCAGACUUCGAUGCCAAGUAUCGUCCUAGUGGCACCAGCACCAAGUAUAUCAUCAGUUUCUGGUCAAUCUUCUUCAGUCAUUGCAAGCACCACUACAAAUGCUUCAUCAAGCCCACUCGCUACAGCCACAAGCCGACCAAGCCCAAGCAGUUCAGCGUCAAGUACAGUCUCUUCCGUUCCCGCAGCGUCCGAAACGGUUUCUCCAGAACCGAUUCUCACGAAGAAUCAAAUUGUGGGAAUCACAGUGGCUUCAAUUGGAGGAGGCGUGGUUGCAGUUGGACUUCUCAUUCUCUUCAUUUGCUGCAGAAGAAGGAAGAAAAGAGCGCGUGAAAGUGACUUAAUUCCAUUUCAGUUGGAGCCAAAUCAUGUCAUGAAUCAGAAGAAGUACAAGUACAAGAGCUUCAAAGGCCCCACGGAGAGAAAACCAGGUGGGACAAAGAAUGGCGUGGCAGCGAAGGUCCCCCCUCGCGUACCACCACGUUUGGACACUUCUAGUCCGAACAUGUUCUCAAGGAGAAGUAUCAGACCGGAUACAAUUGGACUUGCUAUCUCACCCGAACAGGCAAUAUCUACAGAAAAGCAGCAGCGCCGCUCGUCUAAGCUGCUGCCGGAGAAGCCAAUCCUGACGCUCAAAGUACCCAAACAAGCCGAAAAGCCCAUCAAUGGUCUCUCAUUCAACCAACCAACUGUUCAGCCGUCGGCCAUCAGCAGGCAGAGCACAGCUACGCAAUUCGAAGAGGACUAUGACGAGAGUGCAGAUACAGCAGUUGCGGCUGAUGAUUCAUGGACUGCGAAAUCUACAGAUCAGAUCCUAGAUGCAGGAACUGGAACAUGGCAAACGAUUCGACAAGUUGAUCCUGAGGGAACUUGUAGCGAGGCGUAUCACUGGCGACCUAUGAACAACUUUGCCAGCCAGAGUAUAAAGAAUGGAAUGUCAAAUCCAGAUUAUUACGUCAGGCCGUUGAGUGUGACAGGCCGGAAAAUUGGGAGUUUCUCACAGCCACGAGUACCGAAUGCAUAUCCACGGCAACAAGAUCAACAACUCUCUGUCCCACAACAAAGUCGCCCAAUCACAACCUCAUCGUCAGUCUAUUCAGCUCGAGGCUCGGUCUCAAGCAACGACCAAGGCCGUAACAGUAAUUCUCGACCCCACCGCUUCUCAUACCAAAAAACAGGGCCAUAUGACAAUCAAGACUCCGCAGUGUCUUCUCAAGACCGAGAUCAGGAUCCUAAAACAGCAGGAACAGAUUACCCACUCUCCCCUGUGGUAGAAUCUCCUGCCAGCGGACGAAGUCCAGUUAGCUAUCCUAAGAUUCCACCUCCAGGAGCUGGAGGUAUGAGACGUCUCAGCCAAAGCACGAUUCGUAUGGUUCCUCCGCCACCGCAACCUGAUUUCACAAAAGCUCUAGGAGCUGGUAAACCGUGGCGACAAGCCGAAAUAGCUGCGCAAAUCGAGCGUGAAAGAGCCGCUCGAGCACAGGCUCAAGAAAAUGCCCAGAAACGAGAACAAGGACAAAUGGGCAUGCACAGUUUACAUCGCCAAGAAUCUCAACGUCCAAGAGAAGCCCGAGAGAACAAUCAAACAACAACAUCUCCCAUAUCCUUCGCCUUUCCCGCGCCUCCACCACAAGCUCUCAUACCUGGACGUUCGCAAACGACAUCUCCCCCAGCCAUCCCAUCCCCCUACCUCUUCCGCUCACCAUCUCAAUCGAAACUCGUUCCUCCGCCUCUCCUACGAUCUCGGUCCCAGCUCCAGAGAGAAGCGAGGACGCCACCUCCAAGCCAGAACCAAGGCGGUUUCGUAUCCCAGCAGGGCCAGUUGCAAACUGUGACUGAGUCUCCACCAACGACGAGAAUGGCACCAACACCACCACCAGGAUUGUUAAGCACGAGAUCGCCAUUGACGAGGGUAGGGAGGACGCCAUCGCCGAACCUAAACCAAGGUCAAUUGCAAAACCAGAGCCACACUAGGCCUCAACAACAAACCCAAACCCUCCAAUCGGUAACGGACUCCCCAACUCAGCACUCAAGGACCAAACUCUCACCCCCACCUCUCCUCCGCUCACGCUCUCAACUCCAACGCGAAGCCCGCACCCUUCCCCCUCUCCAAACCCAACUCUCCCAACCAGCACAUUCACAACCGCAAUCAGCACAUCCCCAAUCCGCCACAACAACAUCUUACCGCCCCUUCCCCGGCAACCCCAACCCCCUCUCCUCUCACCCCUCCAUAACAUUCACCCGCUCCUCCUCGCUUGUGUCCCAGAACUCCCUCCAAACCACCCUCUCCACAUCCACAUCCUCCUCUCUCCUCGCUAAACGCCGCGGCACAGAGAAAGCCUCUACACUUACGCUCAAGAAUGAAGAAGAUAGAAAGAAGCAGAUUGCCAAGUGGAGGGUGCUGAAGAGAGAAGAGAUUGAGUUGGCGAAGAAAGAGGGGUGGAGACCUAUGCUUGGGAGAGAAGGUGGUGAGCCUGGGAAUGGAGGAACUGGGAAUGGAGGAUGGCUGGGACCGAGGGAGUAUGAGUUUGAGAGGACGGAGUUGCCUACUACGCCUGGGUGGGUGCCGAAGUUGACGCCUACGAGGAGGGGAGAUGAGUUGUUUUUGAGUGUGCAGUGA
Molecule: messenger RNA, 3021 nt
Organism: Cadophora gregata
Lineage: Eukaryota; Fungi; Ascomycota; Leotiomycetes; Helotiales; Ploettnerulaceae
Exons: 2
Coding region: 1-3021 (1006 amino acids)
Source: RefSeq, a predicted model, not a curated record